This is a messenger RNA of Poeciliopsis prolifica (blackstripe livebearer), 5549 nucleotides long. Its product is annotated as brevican core protein-like. Lineage: Eukaryota; Metazoa; Chordata; Actinopteri; Cyprinodontiformes; Poeciliidae. The record is from RefSeq and is a predicted model, not a curated record. The transcript has 14 exons. The coding region runs from base 164 to 5035 and encodes 1623 amino acids. Gene Ontology annotation, biological process: cell adhesion. Gene Ontology annotation, molecular function: hyaluronic acid binding.
CCUCCGAGCCUGUCAGAGCGCGGCUGCAGCUCCAGCUUGUGUCUACCUGCGCAGAGCAUCCAGCCGCUUCCCCCCCUGACCGGACAGACGCACUGCAGCACGCAGAGAGGAGCUGACGGAACAGACUUGCACCGAGCAGCCAGGCCGACCUGCUCCAGCUGAAAUGCUGCUGACACCAACCAGAUAUGUCCAGAUCCUUCCAGUCAUCUGUGCAGUUUGUCAUCUCACCCUGGCCUUCCCCAUCCAAACGCCAUCAGCUCACGAUGACGUGCGACAGCUGAAGCUGGACAUCCCCCAUUCAGGUCCAAUUCUUGUUCCUCUGGGCAGCUCCAUCUCCAUCCCUUGUUUCGUGUCUCUGUCCUCCUCCUCUUCUUCGUCCCCGUCUGUUGUCCCCCGGGUGAAGUGGACAGUUGUGUCCGGCGGGAUUGAGACGCAGAUCUUGGUAGCGCGGAGUUCAAGGGUGAAGAUCAAUGAAGCGUACCGCGACCGCGUGGCACUGCUGAACUACACGUCGUCCCCUGAAGACGUUUCUCUGUGGUUAGGCGAUCUGCGCCACAGCGACUCCGGUCACUAUCGCUGCGAGGUGCAGCAGGGACUGGAAGAUGCCAGCAAAGUCGUGCAAGUCAAAGUCAAAGGUGUGGUCUUCCACUACCGAGAUGCUUUGGGUCGGUACUCCUUCUCCUUCCAGCAGGCCCAGAGGGCUUGUGAGGGGAUUGGUGCUCAGGUCGCCACACCCGACCAGCUGCUUGCAGCUUAUUUUGAUGGAUAUGAGCAAUGUGACGCAGGUUGGCUGGCGGACCAAUCUGUCAGGUAUCCAAUCCAAGUGCCCCGUGAAGGUUGCUAUGGAGACAUGGACGGGCAACCAGGAGUGAGGAACUAUGGGACGAUGGAUCCAGAUGAUCUCUUUGACGUCUAUUGCUACAUAGAGCAAAUUCACGGAAAGGUCUUCAAUGACCCCGUCCCACAGCAGUUGUCAUUUGACGAAGCCCAGUCAUAUUGCAGAGCUGCGGGAGCACAGCUGGCUACAACCGCACAGCUGUACUUGGAGUGGAGCGAAGGGCUGGACCGCUGCAGUCCAGGCUGGCUGUCUGACGGCAGCGUGCGCUAUCCCAUCGUAAUUCCAAGAGAGCGAUGUGGUGGCCCACAAGCAGGUGUCAAAACACUCUACCGCUUCAGCAACCAAACCGGUUUCCCAGAGCCGUCUGACCUGCAUGAUGUCUAUUGUUUCAAAGGAUAUGGAGAAACUUCUACUGUCUCUCCAGUGAAUAAUCUGAUCACAGAAGCUGAAAACUUACAACAAAAUGUUGUUAUUCUAGUGGAACGAGAACAAGAAAUCCAUCUUAAUCAACUGGAGAAACAAGUGGAACGUGAAGCACAAAGCGAACUGGAAUCUUUACCCCUGUUGCCCGACUCUUUUACUACAAAAGAUCCACUCGACAGAAACCAAACGGUCACCUCAGACAGAGCAGAAUCUUUCCCUACUACAGCUUACGCUUUGGACUUCCUUAAACCACUAAAUGAAAGCACAGAAAUACGUUACGACUCCCAGGGUCUUCCAGAGGCAGCUGUCAGCACAAUCAGCACAACGAAGACCUUUGAUUCAACACAAAGCACAAUGAUUCCUAGCACAACGAUUCUUCCUGGUGAUGACAAUGGGACAGACUUACACCAGAACCUGAGCUUCACCUUUCACACAUCAGAGUUUGAGAGAAGCACAUAUGGACCACAGACCCAGAACCAGACAGCAUCAGACACAAACUCUACUGAGUCUCUACAAUCAACUGAACAGACAAUCCAAUACCAAGAAAUUCAGGAGACCAGUUUGGACAAAUCUCACACCAAUUACGGCGAAACCAAGAACAACCAUACAGACGUAGAUGUAGAGAAAGCGAUUUGGGAGGGGACGACUUUGGCGGCUGGUCCGUUGCUUCAGGUAAAGUUGGAAGAUGCAAUCACAGACGAUCUUGGACAGAUGAACACGACUAAGACGAUCCAAGACAAAGAAACUCCAGCCACACAAGAAACUCCAACUACUAAACUAACCAUUGAGGCCUACUCAAUAUGGACUCCCAGUGAUGGAUCCGGAGAUAUUUCCCAAGAAAGAGAAUUUGAAACGGAAGCAGCCACCUUCAUGUCCUCGUCUCAAUCCUCCGCUGCUGGAUACACCGCUAAACCGCUGGAUUCUGCAGUGGCUAGCACCACACCUCUGAGGGAGACUCCUGAUCCAACCCUGUCUUCUGUGUCACGCCAUAUGGACAAAUUGAAUUUUGAAAACCACACCGCGACACCAGACUUGUGGGAACUCACUAUUUCUAGACAGGAAGGAAGUACAAGCUUAGACACGGAGGAGGUAGAUGCAACUCAGGCUCCUAAACAGGUAGUUUCUGGAGUAAGUUUGCCUAUGACCGAAUCUCCAGAGGACUUCAAUAUCUCUCAUUCACCGUCUGAAUUUGCAACGGAACAGUAUCAGACAUUAGGCAGCUCUUAUGAAGAGGCAAGCGGAUCUGAACUUGGAACAGUUACUUCCAUCUUUCAGGAAGGCAUUAGAGUUGCAUCGCCUUUUGAGAAAACUUUUGUAGUUUCCCCAACCCAUGGCAAGGAAGAGUACAAUUCAACUUCAAUUGAAGAAGAAGCUAUUUUUUUCUCAACUGCUGUGCCCAUAGAAGAAGCUAGCCAAAGCACUGAAAAAAUUGCCACAACACUUGUUCUUGAAGUAGAAACCAUAGUUACACCAACUGUUGUCCUAGUAGAAGAAGCUAAAGUUAGCACAACAUUGGGUCUUGAAGACAGUAAAGUUUUUCCAGCUGUAGUUGCUGAAGACAAAGCUGAAGGAACACCAACAACUGCUCUUAAAGAAGAUGUUGACAUAACCCCAACAGCUGUUCUUGGAGAAGAUGUUAACAUAACCCCAACAACUGCUCUUGGAGAAGAUGUUGACAUAACCCCAAUAGCUGCUCUUGGAGAAGAUGGUAACAUAACCCCAACAGCUGCUCUUGAAGAAGACUCUAAGAUUGCAUCAACCCCAAUUUUUGAAGAAGAAACUAAAGCUGAUCCAAAUGUUGCAGAAGAAGCUAAAGUUACAACAACUGUGGUUUCUGAAGAAGCAGCUCAUGUUGACCCAACUGUUGUCCUAGAUGAAGAGACUAAAGUUAGCCCAACUGUGGUCCUUGAAGAAGUGAAAGUUGCUCCAGUUCUGGUUACCGAAGAAGACACUAAUGUUGAAGCAACGGUUGCAGAAGAAGCUAAAAUUCGCCCAACUAUGGUUCCUAAAGAAGAAGCUACUAUGGACCCAACUGUUGUCCCAGCAAAAGAAGAUAAAGUUAUCCCAACAUUGGCUGUUGAAGAAAAUAAAGUAGCCCCAACAGCUGCUCUUGAAGAAGACUCUGAAACUGCAUCAACCUCUGCAAUUGAAGAAGAAUCUAAAGUUGACCCAGAAAUUACAGAAAAAACUUCAAGUCCCCCAACUCUGGGUUUUGAGGAAGAGGCUAAUGUUGACCCAACUCCAGUCCUUGGAGUUGUUAUUGAUGAGGAAUCCAGACUUACUUCCGAAGAAAAAGCUAAAGUUGACUCAACUCUGGUUCUUGAAAAAGAAGCUAGUUUUACUCCAAGUGCUAAAGAAGAAGUUCAUGUUGUUCCCACUUUGAUUUAUGAGGAAAGUAAAUCUACCCAAAUCCCCCUCCAGGAGGAAGAAGUCAAUGUCCUGAAGUUUGACAAUUCAGAGGAAAUUACUAAUCUUUCUGGUGCCCCUGAAGAAGAAUCCAAAGUAACCCCAGCCUUUGUGACUGAUGAACUUGAAGUUACUUCAAUCUUUAAUUUUGAGCAGGAAGCUGAUGUUGCACCAACCCUUGAGGACUUUACAAUCUUUCCUGUGAAUACGCAAACAUCUAUGUGGAGUCUGUUGACUACCACAACUGAACCUCAGGAGCAUCUGAAUAGUGUAAAGAUCAGUCAGAAACCCCCCUUCAUGUCAGUGUCAGAGCCCUCAAUGAAUACCAAGUCUAUGUCUUCUGCCCCUACCAUUUCUACCCCAACAUAUGUGCCCCAGCGCACCUGGAGCCCAAGAACCACAAGACCUCACACUUUCCAGAAGACGACAGAAACCCAGAAGGUGAACCAUUUCAUCCCACCAUUGGAUCAAGGUGUGAUUGAUCUUGACAUUAUCCUCACCCAGCAACCCACCCUGCAUAACUUGCCCAAAGAGAGGGCAGCUGUAGGUGGUACAGGGGCAUUUUCAGAUGCCUGUUUGGACAACCCCUGUCUCAAUGGAGGGACCUGCACUGAGCGGGACGGACACAUUAAAUGUCUCUGUUUGCCGACUUAUGGAGGAAGGUUCUGUCAGAGCGACUUGGAGCGAUGUGAACCAGGCUGGGAUAAAUUUCACGGUUUCUGCUAUCGACACUUCAGCCAGCGCCAGAGCUGGGAGGUGGCAGAGAGGCACUGCCGCACGCAAGGAGCUCAUCUAGUGUCCAUCAUGACCCCAGAGGAGCAGGACUACAUCAACAGUAACUACAAGGAGUACCAAUGGACUGGUCUGAACGAUAAGACGGUUGAGGAUGAUUUUCGUUGGUCUGACGGAAACCCACUGCUGUAUGAGAACUGGUACCGAGGGCAGCCUGACAGCUACUUCCUGUCUGGAGAAGACUGCGUGGUGAUGGUGUGGCACGAUAACGGCCGCUGGAGUGACGUACCCUGCAACUACCACCUGGCAUACACCUGCAAGAAAGGCACCUCCUCUUGUGGGCCUCCACCAAAAGUUCGUAAUGCGUCCAUAUUCGGAAAACCGCGAGUGAGAUAUGAGACCAAUGCAGUUGUGCGGUAUCGCUGCUCAGAGGGCUUCCAGCAGAGACUGAACCCUGUGGUCCGGUGUCUGUCCGGAGGCCGAUGGGAGAGACCUCAAAUCCUCUGCAUCCCUGAAGGUGGAGAAAUUAUGCAGCACCUCGCCUUGUUGUCGCAAACCGACAGCAACUUUUCAGCAGCUGAAACUGAAUUUGAAGCCACUAAAGAGACACCACAGUUCUGGGACAUCAAGUUUUAACACCUUAAAAAUACAGUUUGGUUACUGUACCAUGACAAAAUGCAAAUUAUCUUGAAUAAUGAACCACAAAAACAAAAAAUGAUGGCAAAUUAUGAAAAUUUGCUUCAGAUAAGAAUGUGCACCAAUGAUUAUGAAUAUUUUUAACUCAUCAUGUGGCAUUUAAUUACCCCCAAAUCAAGCCAUGAUCUAUAAAUAUUUCCUAAUAAUUGUUCUUGGUGUGGUUUUUGCUAGGGUCUUUUCACACAAUGGUGCUAAGCUUUUAAGACACUUUUACAGAGUUAGAUUUUUAUUGUGUCAUGUUCGUACUUUAUCAAAGAUCCUGACACCUCUAAGUGAUUCGUCAGAUACCAAGAAAUGUUGUAUAUGUUGGUUUUCACAGCUAAAAUUACUUUCCACGUUUUUUUUUCCAACAGGAAACUUAAGAUCAAACAGACACAGUUUUGUUCGGUGGCUUUAUGUUGUAAUAAAGUUUUGUAGAACAGAGCCAAGAAUAAAUCAGUCUAUUUUACUCUCA